Messenger RNA from Pristis pectinata (smalltooth sawfish), 15972 nucleotides. RefSeq names its product E3 ubiquitin-protein ligase rnf213-alpha-like. Gene Ontology annotation, cellular component: cytosol; nucleolus; membrane. Gene Ontology annotation, biological process: sprouting angiogenesis; ubiquitin-dependent protein catabolic process; negative regulation of non-canonical Wnt signaling pathway. NCBI's taxonomy places the organism in Eukaryota, Metazoa, Chordata, Chondrichthyes, Rhinopristiformes, Pristidae. Gene Ontology annotation, molecular function: ATP hydrolysis activity; metal ion binding; ubiquitin-protein transferase activity. The record is from RefSeq and is a predicted model, not a curated record.
CGGGUGGGGGGAAGGGGAGCUGCCACCAGUCUGCGGGACGCGGCGCAGGCAGCAGCGUUCCUCCGCGGCUCCUGCACCCAGUCGCGCCGGAGCCAGGAGCCGGGCUCCCGGGACAGGAAUGGCCCAAAGAAGUGGGAAGAGGGAAGCUCCAAAUUUAUUAACAUCAGAGGCUGUUGAAUCAUCCUCCACUCAGCCAGCUGCCAAUGAGAGUGAAGAGUCAUUGCGGGAGACAGCCUGUAAAGUGCAGUGCGACCAAAACCCAGUCCUGUCAGCUAACAGAGGAAACGAAAAUGAAACUUUCAAGUCAGUGCUGAAGAAAAAAAAGAGACAGAAUAAACAGAGUGCAGCUGAUACGUGUGAAGAAACUACUCCUGCUUCUCAACUCAGGCAGUUGCAUUCAGAGAGUGAACAUACAGACACCAAAACAGUGCAGCUCAGUAAAGUUGAUAAUGAAACUGGCAGUUUUUCUGCUGAUGCUGAUGAUGGGGCCAAUGACCUGAAAUCUACCAGCGAUAAUGCUGAUCUACAAGGUGCUGUGGGUGAUGGACACCCUCCCAAAUCAAUGCAUAAGGAUCAAAUGCCAGAUAGUUAUAGUCCAGCCAAAGAUGGUGCAAAUCAAGGCUUGGCACCACCCGAAAGUGACAUUACACCUACUGAGAACAAAGAUGAUGGUGCCAGAGCUACUGCAGAGAAUUCAAUGCUUCACCCAUGCAAGAAGAAACCAACCAACUCAACGGGAGAUAGAAUUUUAAACCCACAAAAACAAAGGAGUGACAAUGAAGAGAUUGAAUCUGCAAAGAAAGGCAAUUUAGGCAAAUCAAAACCAGCAGAAGUAAGUGCUAAAACAGACCAUGGCAAUACAGAAACCAAUGAAGAAAAGACUCGCAAUCAACAGGAAUUGAAGAAGGAAGAGAGCAUUCCACUCACUAAGGGUGGAUAUUCAGGAACAAAUAAGAAGAAUCAAAUUCAACAGAGUGAGAAAAAAGGACUCACUGUGUGUAUUGAUCACCCAUUGGAAAGCCCAAAACAGAAUAGCAACAGAGAAUUGACAACUUCAACAAUAAGCAACAAAAGUGCCAAUGAAGAUAAAAAUCCAAUAAGCAGGAAGGAAAGAAAACAACAAAAAAAACAUUCAAAAGAAAAGCCUUCUGAACUCAGUUACACACAUUUAAAACCUGAAGAAACUGUUUCCGUGUACUUCUAUGCAAUAUUGUCGAAGGAUUUUAAGUUCAAUCCAGAUAAAGAUAAAGUAGUUAUAAGAUCUGGAAGUCUUGCUCGUAACUGGAACACAAAUGCAUUGGAAAUGACUGUAACCAAGAAUCUAGGAGAACAUGGAUACUUCAUUGAGGGAUGCCAUUAUGCUCAUCAAGACAUUAUUGGAAAAAAAUAUGCUUACAAAUAUGCAGUCAUAAGUGACAAUAAAACAACAUAUGAAUUAAUUUAUAAGUCAGACGCACCAAGUGAUUGUCACGUCAAUCGCUGCUUACAUAUAAAACGAGAAUUGAUUUCUGAAAGAGCAGAAUGGCAUCAAUACGAUGAUAUCAUAUGUGCACCAGUCAAAAAAAGUUGGACUCCUUGGGAUUAUUUUAAAAGUGAAAACAAGGAUAUAAAACGUGGAAAACAACUCGCAGGUGAAAUCAUGGUGAAGUCAAUAUUUGAUAUUCUUACGACAUGGAAUGAAAGGAACCUGAAGAUUUUCCUAAAGCAACUACGGCAAUUCUUUGAAGUUUAUAAAAAUCCUAUGGUUUUUGAACAUGGACCAGUUUCUUGGACUUCCCUUUCCUUUGGGGAGAAACAAGUUAAGGAUAUUCUAAAAAUGGCUUUGACAAUGAUGGCUACGGAUCCAAGUAAUCAAGUUUCACAAAUGGAGACAAGUUUAGCACAAGUCCAUCUGCGAACUGCCUUACUAAUAUUGUGCCUCUCUUGCAUCUAUCAUCUUGAAUGGUCAAAUUCUGAACUGGCUGCAGUUUGUGAUUUUUUCAGUGUACAACAUUUAUCAGCAAAUUACAUCACUAAGGAAUUCAAGACUCUUAAAGAAAACUUCUAUUUUGGGAAUAGGAUUGUAGAGAUGAUAUGCCAGACAAUGAAUAAAUGCAUUGACAACAAGAUAAUAAAAUGGGUGCAGUUGAUUCCUAUUUUCCAUUUAUUUCGUUUUCCAUCCAUCGUAACGAGCCCAGAUUUUUUGGACAAUAGUCAGUUGGAAGACAGCUGGGCUGGACUUGAAGGGCUUCCAAUUAUUAGUUUUAGAGAAAAAAUUAAUGAUGACACUCAAAGGGAGCUACUUGAACUGAUGAACAAAAGUAAGCAUUUGAUGUCAGUAGAUAGACUUUUAGCUCGUUCUUGGUUCAGCUUAUUGCCAUGGAAAGCUUUGCCACAUUACUUGAAGGAGAUCAGUCCUGAUCUGCUUGAUGUUCUGCAAGGAAUCAUUCAGAGAUUGAAGAAAUCGAUUUCACAUGAGAAGGCAUUGGAUCAUGUUUUAAAACUUGCAGAAGACAGUGUGUACAGUGAGCAGAACAGGGAUAUGUGUGAUGAACAUUUAUAUGCAUGUCUAAAAGCCAGCUUGAAAAUCCACGUAACUAUAUGUAAAUCUCAGAAAAAAGUGAACUUUGCAGAAACCAUUGCCACUUCAAUUGUGCUGAUGAGCAAACUUGCUAAAUUAAAAGAAUCUUCGUCAAAGGUUGCAAGUGAGAAAUCUCAAAGUAAGGAAGGUCAAGAAAUGCCAAGCACUGAAUUGUUCUUAAAAAUGGCUUUGACAACCACGAGAGAAUGGCUAAAGGCUGUCUUUACUUCAAAAUUACUACAGACCCGAUUUAUUUCUCUCAAUCAGGAUGAAUUUCGGGUAUGGGUCACCCUCUUAACCUUAGACCUUGGAAAUGAAGAAUGGGCUUCUUGUUGGAGUAAAGGACUCUUGAGUGAUCUAGAAGGACGAUUGAAGAAGGAAAAACCAAUCCAUCAGAUUGAAAUUUACUGCAAAAAGAUUGAGGAGAUGAGGAAUUUGGAGCCUUUGAUUGCUAAGUGCUUUGAGAAAUGUGCACUUGAUGCUGUUCAUUCUAUAUGCCAGAACAAGUCUGAAGCUCAACUUUUAGAUAGACUGUGGAAUUAUGAUUUGACCAAAUUUGGAAAACUGUUGUCAACAAUAAUUGAAAAUUCCUGGGAAAAAGACUACAGUGGAAUGUUUUUGGAAGAUACAGAUUCAGUUGUCAAUCAUUUACUUAACUGGUCGGCUGCAAAGACUAUCUUUCAAUUACACGGAAUGAAUAACGCAGUCACUGAACAGCUGUCAAAUAAAGCUAAAGAUUUGAUGGCAUUGGCAGAUUAUGUAUUGCAUGAUAUGACCAGCAAACUUUGGGAUGGCUCUAUCCAAAUUAAACAUUUAGACUGUAUCUUAAAAAAGAAGAGCAAUUUUACAGCCCUGCUCAAGACAAAGCAAGAUAAAUUAUUCGAAGAAAUAAAUCUGGUUCAGGUGUUGACUUGCCGACAAAAUGAAUUAGGUAGAUUUUUUGAAGAGAAAGGUUGGGUGGAAAGUCUCUUGAAAAUGUGCAGGAAAAUCGAUGAAUAUGUGAAAGUGGAAAUUGAGGAACCUGAAAAAUUGCUUGCAGCUGAUGUUCGCUUAAUGAAGCUAAGUGAAGUAGUGACUGUAAAGCGGAUAGGUACUGAAUAUUCAGUGCCAUUCUUCCCAAAGGUCGGUUACUUCUUGUUAAGUGAAGAGAUAAAAGAAAUGGCAAGAAGCAUUCACAAAUUUAAAGAUAGCUACAUUUUACAAAUGUGCUGGGAAAAUCAGGCACAAAAAUUCCAUGUAAAAGAUGAAACAAAUGAAGAAGAACCACGAUUGUCUCUUGAAAAUGUUUGUACCAUGAUUUGGCAUCCAUGUUUUGACCAGUACAAGGGAAUUUUUGCAAAAGUAAAGGAGGCAAGUCUUACUUUUGCAGAGGUUGAUGACAUAUUUAAAGACUAUCAUGGUAAAUAUGAUGAUCUAAAGAAUGACUUGAAGAUUAUGUGUAGAAUAGAUGGGAAUAAUAAAGACAACUGGAUAGAAGAGCGAACCCGACAAAUUAAGGAAUACCACGAAGUACAUUUGGCUAUUAAAUCUGCCCAACUAAUUGCAAAAGUCCAGAGUGUUUUUAACCUUACUGGAAACUUCACUGUUCUGGAUACAUUACUAAGUAUGACAGAUAAAUCCUAUGGGAAUGAAAGUCUGGAUUGCAUAGAUGAGCAACUUAUACAAGCUAAGAAUCAACUUGUGGAAAUAACAGAACCUCUCAUGGAAGCUUUGAAAGAGCUUACUCAAAGACAGCAAUUUGUGCAAUGGGUCAAAGAGGCUUUGAAAGAUGUAACUGAACUAAAGGUGUUUGUUGACUUGGCUUCAAUCUCAGCUGGUGAAAAUGAUCUCGAAGUUGAUCGUGUGGCUUGUUUUCAUGAUGCUGUGUUAGGCUACUCAUCAUUACUUUUUGAAAUUAAGCCAGAUGCUGGAUUUGUUGACUUUAUGCCUUGCCUGCAGAAGUUGUGGAAUGCUUUAGAUAAUGACCCAUAUCUUACUAAGAAAUUGCGAGAUUCAGCUCGGUAUUUGGAAUGGCUAAGAACUGUGAAGGAGAGCCAUGGAUCUGUAGAGCAGUCAUCCCUUUCACUGGCUUCAGCCAUAAAUAGCAGUGGAAUCUAUAACAUCAGUUCUCAUGGGAAAAACAAGCUUUCUUUGGGGUCAGCUAUCAUAUUAAAACUACCAGAAGCUCAUGAUGACAAUGAGGAUGUACGAAGUCACACUCUUGAAGACCUGAAAGAACUGCAGAAUAAACUCAUGCUGAUGUCAGGCAAGGGAGACCAUGGCCGGGAAGAAGUGGACAGAUUUGUAGAGGUAUUUGCCAAUGUCCAAAGACUUGCAACAUCCUUCAUCAGUCUGUUUUCUGCUGGUAACAUGCUGUUUAGGAACUGGAAAGUAGAAGUAUGUUGUUCAAGGAAGUGUGAGGCUUGCAUUAUAAUAGAUUUCAAUUUAAAGGAAAUGAGUAUAAUUAAAGUUAGUGGAAAUGUCACCGAGCAACUUCCCAUUCUGUGUAAAAAGAUGGAAGCCUAUCUGGAAAUAUGGAUGCAGUAUAUGGAUCAGCAAAGGUCUCAGUAUUAUUAUUUAAAUUUCUACACGGCUGAACAAAUUGUUUACCUCAGCACCCAAUUAUUUGAUUGCAACUGUGCCAGUCUAGAUGUCCUAAUGAUGUUGUCUUUCAUUAAACCGAACUGUACUGCCGAAGACCUAAAAGUAGCUCAGCAGAAACUUUUUGAUGGAGAUACAAGCACAGGAAAUCAGCCAUUAGCUAACCCCAUGCUGAGACAAGUAGAUAUCCAAGACGUAGCCAUGGAAGCAAAGAUGGAUUUGAUAUGGGAGCAUUAUAUGGAAAAUAUGACUUAUUUUCUGCCCAGCUGCCUUGAUGUCAGCACCCUUGGUAAACUUCUUGAAAAUGUUGCUGACAUAAAACAAACUAUUGCAAGAGCUCUUCCACCUGGUUUUCAGAAUGGUCAUCCUAACCUUGUUGUUUGUCCACAAUCUGAAGUGCUUACAUCUGCUUUGUGCAUUUACCUGCACUCCAGUAAUCAGCCGUUGCCUGCUUACGAUGAAGUACUUCUUUGCACAGCUGAAACUACAUAUGAGCAAGUUGAACUUUUCCUGAGGCGGUCCCUGUCUGCUGGCGGCACACAUUCCAAGAUAUAUUCUCUACUAUAUGCAGAUGAGCUAACUUAUGAUGUUAGUGUGAGGUUUGAAGAAUUGUUCAAAAGUCUGGAGUUGAAAAUUCAGUCAGAUUAUAAACUGGUGAUAUUAUGCAGUUGUGAGAGGGAUCACUGCUACAUUCCAACUGCGUUUAGUCGGCACAAGGUGCACAUAAUUCCACAAGAACCUUUAGAAAAAAUCCAGAGUUACCUCGAAAAUCAUUACAAAAUUUCAACUGAUUCAUCAGCAGCCACUGUCUUUAGAGAUGGAAUGUUUGUAAGGAUCAUAUCUUCCAAGAGAGCUGGAGUUGGAAAAUCACUUUAUGUUAAGAGAUUACAUGAAAAAUUAAAGGAACAAACCAGAGAAGAUGACUUGUUGAAAACCAUCCAUCUCUUAGAACCACAGGUGGAUGAAAAUAAAGUUCUCCAAGCUCUUUUUUCAUGUAUAAAAUCAUCAAAUGAGAACAGGCCUAUGAUAUUUCACUUUGACAUCGCUUCUUCUGUACAGAAAGGAUUAUGUGAAUUUCUUUUCAAACUAUUUAUCUUACAAUAUUUGAAUGGCACCGAUGAAAAAAUGUGGAAGUGCAGUCAGAGCCAUUUGUACAUUGUAGAAAUGAUUGAGGGAACUGGACUUCCUAGAAAGCGAACAAGACAAAGUGCACAAGUGCCAAAGCACAGCUUUCUGGAUGUCUUCCCGAAAGUAUGCUGUAGACCACCUAAAGAAGUACUUGAACAAGAAGUAAGGAAAUCUGAAACUCCGUCAUGGAAUGGUAUUGAUCCUCUCAUGGAUGAGAAGGAAUUUCACAGUGAAGCAUUUCAAAGACCAUAUCAAUAUCUCAGAAGAUUUCAUAAAAAUCAAAACUUGGAUACCUUUAGUUACAAAGGAACUGUUGAAGGCAACCAUACAGAAUGCUUGCAAAUGUUUCUAUUCUAUUGUGGGGUAAUGGAUCCUUCUUGGUCUGAGUUGCGGAAUUUUGCCUGGUUUCUUAAUCUGCAGUUGAAGGACAGUGAAACUUCUGUGUUUUGUAACUUUAACUUUAUCCAAGAUACUUUGCAGGGCUUCAAAAAGUUUGUUGUUAACUUCAUGAUUUUGAUGGCAAAAGAUUUUGCAACACCAUCUCUCAACAUCUCAGACCAGAGCCCAGGAAUACCAGCUACAAACUUAGAUAAUGUUUCAGAAGAUGACAUGGCACCAUUUCUUGUAAGAAAAAAGUGGGAAUCUGAACCACAUCCUUACAUUUUCUUUAAUGAUGAUCAUGAAUCUAUGACUUUCAUCGGUUUUCACCUCCGAAAAAAUGGGCAUGGUGGCAUUGAUGCUAUUAACCCAUCCAAUGGCAAGAUUAUUAAAUCAAAUAUAAUGACCCAUCAGCUAUAUGAAGGUUUGGUGCUACAAAAGGUUCCAUUCAAUAUUGAUUUUGACAAGCUUCCACGGAGUGAAAAGAUUGAGCGGCUUUGCACGAUAUUGGGCAUUCAGUGGCCAAUUGAUCCCGAUGAAACGUAUGAGUUGACCAUGGAUAAUAUUUUAAAAAUUCUUGCCAUUCACAUGAGAUUUAGGUGUGGCAUUCCUGUGAUCAUCAUGGGAGAGACUGGGUGUGGUAAGACAAGGCUGAUCAAAUUCUUGUGUGACUUACGGAAAGUUGGUGCUAACAGAGAGAACAUGAAACUAGUGAAAGUGCAUGGUGGAACAACUGCAGAAGUAAUCUAUUCAAAAGUUAAAGAAGCAGAAGCCCUUGCAAUAUGUAACAAGCAGGAUUUUGAUACUGUUCUAUUUUUUGAUGAAGCCAAUACAACCGAAGCUGUUAGCUGCAUUAAGGAAGUUGUUUGUGACCAGAUGAUUGAAGGCAUACCAUUAACUCCCAAUACAGGUUUACAGAUAAUUGCAGCAUGCAAUCCUUACAGAAAACACACAGACGAGAUGAUAAAGCGUUUAGAGUCAGCUGGGUUAGGCUACCGUGUCCGAGCAGCUGAAACAGAAGAUAAAUUGGGAUCCAUUCCUUUGAGACAACUUGUCUAUCGUGUACAAGCUUUGCCUCCAAGUAUGAUACCAUUAGUAUGGGAUUUUGGGCAACUUGAUGAUCUCACUGAGAAGAUGUAUAUCCAGCAAAUUGUCCAAAGGUUGACUCGGUCCAUUUCAAUUUCCUCUCUCAAUAUUAAAUGCAUGGUGGAUACUUUGUCAGCUUCACAAAAGUUCAUGAGAGACCAGCAAGAUGAGUGCAGUUUUGUAAGCCUUCGAGAUGUGGAGAGGUGUAUGAAAGUGUUUGUUUGGUUUUACAGUCAUCAGGACAUGUUAUUAGACAAUUUGAAACAAUUUUUACAAAAUGAUAUCAAUAAGGAGGUAUCCAUUCCAUUGAGUGAUGACACCAUCUUGCCCUUUGUGUUGGCCCUUGGAGUUUGUUAUCAUGCCUGUUUGGAAAAGAAGGCUUCGUAUCGUAAGGCUGUCUGCCAUCAUCUGCCUUCACCAUAUAAUAACCCUUCCAAAUUUUUACAGCAACUUGAGCUCUUCCAAGAUCUUUUACUAAGCAAUGUACCACUGCGAGAAACAAUUGCGAAGAAUUCUGCAUUGAAAGAGAAUGUUUUCAUGAUGGUCAUUUGCAUUGAACUUAAAAUCCCUCUAUUCUUGGUUGGAAAGCCUGGUAGCUCCAAAUCUCUUGCGAAAACAAUUGUAGCAGAUGCCAUGCAGGGACAAGCAGCUCACUCCGAAUUAUAUAAAAACCUAAAACAGAUCCAUUUAGUGUCUUUUCAGUGCAGUCCACAUUCCACCUCUGAAGGAAUCAUUAAUACAUUUAAGCAGUGUGCUCGCUUCCAAGAAGGGAAGAACCUUGACGAAUAUGUUUCUGUUGUAGUCUUGGAUGAAAUUGGUCUUGCUGAAGAUUCUCCAAAAAUGCCACUGAAAGCUCUUCAUCCACUCUUGGAAGAUGGAUGUAUCGACGAUGACCCUCUUAAACACAAAAAAGUUGGUUUCAUUGGAAUAUCCAACUGGGCUCUAGAUCCGGCCAAAAUGAAUCGAGGAAUUUUUGUAUCACGAGGAGUUCCUGACAAAAAAGAACUGAUUGAAAGUGCCAAAGGGAUCACUUCUUCUGAUCCUAUGGUUCAAAAAACAGUGAUUGGUUUGUUUGUGAACUUUGCAGAAGUUUAUCUAAAAAUUUGUAAACAAAGUAAAGAAUUUUUUGGACUACGUGACUAUUACAGUUUAAUAAAAAUGGUCUUUUCGCUUUCAAAAGCCUCCAAAUCAGAACCAACCCCAGAGCAAUUAGCAGAGAUUGUGCUACGUAACUUUAGCGGAAGUGAUGAUGUUAAAGUUAUGGACCUUUUCAAGUCUGUACUUAAGGAUAUUUCUCAUGAUAGCAUCAACACAUUGGAUCUGAUCAAACACAACAUAUAUGCCGAUUCUCAUGAUACGGAGUGUCGGUAUCUUCUUAUUCUUACCAAAAACUUCGCAGCUCUUCAAAUACUUCAGCAAAUGUUUUUCUCCAAUCAACAUCAACCUGAAAUAAUCUUUGGGUCUAGUUUUCCCAAAGAUCAAGAUUAUACUCAGAUUUGCAGAAACAUCAACCGUGUUAAGACUUGCAUGGAAACUGGGCAAAUGGUAGUUCUGUUAAAUCUGCAAAAUCUCUAUGAAAGCCUGUACGAUGCAUUGAAUCAAUAUUACGUGUACCUUGGAGGGCAGAAAUAUGUGGAUUUUGAGCUAGGGACUCAUAGAGUCAAAUGUAGAGUCCCCAACUUCAGACUGAUAGUUUAUAGAGGAGAAGGAAGUAGUUACAGAGAGUUUCCAAUUCCACUGAUCAAUAGACUUGAGAAGCAUUAUCUUGAUAUUAACACGGUCCUUGACAGAGAUCAAAGGAGUACUGAUUGCUUGCAAAAGUGGGUGCAGAGUUUCACAGGACUCAGAUCCAGAAAUGUUUCAGUCCAUGGUACACAGCAGAGAUAUGAUCCAUCUGAUGUGUUUGUUGGCUAUCACUCUGACACAUGUGCAUCUGUUGUCUUACAAGUAACACAAAGGUGAAGCAGACUCAAAGAUCUUUGGGAGGAUAUUCUCAAUGAAGCACAAUGGGUGCUGCUGAAUUGUGCCACUCCGGAUUCUGGUGGUCCGUUUAACAUUCUCAACUUCCUGGCACACGAGGCUGACAUGGUUAUGCAGAAGUACUUUGAAGAACAGCAUCAUGAUUCUCUUGCAGAUUUCAUCCAUUCUCAUAUCAAAUCUGGAGUUCAGUGUUGGGCAGUUUUCACUGAGGUUACAACAUAUUCACGGCUUCUAACUGCUUCUGUGGAAUUCUUGCAAAAAGUACUAAGUGGCAGUGUUCAGAAUCUCUUCCUUUUCUCACUACAGCAGUUUGACACAGAGCAUUCAUUUCUGAAGAAGAUAAGGCACUGUAUUGAUUCUAGCCAUUGGAAACACAGUCUUGCUCAUACAAACGAUUUUGAAAACAAUUCACAGAGUGCAAAUUUGAUUGCUUCUGCAAAGUAUUCCACUUUAAAUGAAACCAACAAGUUCAAAGAUAUCAAUAGAACAGUCAACGUGUAUUUCCUCACUAAGUUGCCAAGAAUAAAAGGUGGAUCAGCAUACACAGGAUUUCAUGGAGACCCAUGGCAGUCAGUUCAUAUUGAUGACCUCAGGAAAUCGAAAGACAUGGUUGCAGAUGUGUCAGCUUUCAAAGGCGUUACUAUUAGCCAGCUUUUUGGCAGAGACCCAGCCAUGAGUGUUGACCAGGAGGAGGAGGAGGAGAUUUUUGAUAAGACAAAGAUACUGGAUACAACCUCCCUCAUCAGGAAUUGUGUGCAGUCUGCUGUUAGCAUGCUGAAGGACCUGCAUCAGAGUUCAAGUCGCAGCACCGCACGAGUUGAAAUCCUGCUUUCACUGUUAAGAGAGAAGAUGUUGAAAUUCAAAGCGUCAUUCCUGGCAAUGAUGAAGCAAAGGCUGCACUCCCUGCUACUGGUGUGUGAUGAGGAGUCUUUCAAUGCAUCUGAGUGGAUGGUACGGGUAGCUUCAAAUGUUGAAGCACUUCAGGAAGGUGGCACUUUCAGGCACACACUUUGGAAGCGAAUUCAAACAAUAGUAACGCCUCUCCUGGCGCAGAUAAUCUCGAUUAUAGACCGGGACUGUAACCUAAACUUGUUAAGUGACAAUACUCCUUUAUUUGUACGGAAUCUAUGGAUGGAAAUUUUUAGUGACUCAAAUCUGUUGAGUUUUCCUUACAACAGAGAUAUUUUGAGUUCACAAUCUGAAAUUGUUGUCCACAACUACCUGAAGAUGGACAUACUGAAAAUUGGCAAUAGGCUUCCUUUCAGUUGGAGAAUAAAGGACUUUCUGGAUGAGUUGUGGGUUCAAGCCCAGUACAUGGAGGGGCAAACUGAGCAAAAGCUGAAUGAAAUAUUUAACAAAACUGGAUUUGGAAAGUACCUUUCUGAUGUGAAUGAAGAAUGGAGACUGAACUUUUUCUUCAGAUACUUGGAUGAUUUCCUGCUGAUGACCAUGAGCAUUUCAUCUGAAUUUGAAUUUGAGUUCCUUCAAGGAGCACUGAUCUCCUGCGUAAAUCAGCUGAAAAUAGAAUAUAAUGUUGGAGAUGAUGUAUCUUUGCUUUGGGUGCACUUUGCAUAUCAACGCUUCAAAAACCGUCUGCAGAAUUUUUCAAGAAUUGUUGUAGUGUGUCCUUCAGUUCUGGCUUUGCUAUGGAGCAUGAAAGAUAAAAUACAGAAAGCUGAAGAAAAAGAGAUGGUCAUAGAUAUUUAUGCAGCAGCUGCCUGUGUUGAAAUGCUGGAAUUUGAAUACACUAAAUUAUCAAAUCAGACCUGGCUGCAGAUGGUGAGCACUCUGCAAAUGCCCAUUGAGCUGGUCUGCACAGAAGUCUUAUCACAGUGUGAGGGAAGCAAAUCGUCUAUUGCAAAUUAUGUCCAAUCUGGCUGGUGUAGAAUAUUUUUGCUGUCACUUUUUGUGGAGCACAUCAUUUUGGGAGUCACAGAAAUACAUGUCAAAUUGCAGGACGAGGUUGCAUUCUAUGCUGGUCAACUUACAAAGAGUCUGAGCAGUGACUCUGAUGUGAGAUCUCGAGGUCCUUUUUGGGCUGUGAUUAAGGUCCUAAGGGAUUGUAAAAACAGUGCAGGAUGUCUGUUUUUCAGGUAUGGUCUGAAAGGAUGUAUAAUUUGCUUAGGAGAACUCAACAAUCCUGUCCUGCUUCCAUGUGAUCAUCUUUACUGUUUAGACUGCAUAAAGCAGUGGCUUGUACCAGGACAACUACACUGCCCACAGUGCCGUACUGAUCUAGUUGAUGAUUAUGUACCAGUGGCAUCUGAAAAAAUAAGGGAAGCUGUUGCAAAAUUAGCCAUAUUUCGCAAGAGGUGUGAUGCAUUUUUCAUAGCUUUGGUUUCCAUGGUCUGCUUCAAAGACGACUUGCCACCAACAAAAGAAGUGGUUGAUGAUCUGCUGUCUCUACUAGUUAUUCAAAAAGUGGGGUUUUCCAGUGACCCACAGAAAGAUCAGUACUUUACCAGCAAUCUUUCACCAUUUGAUGAUACAGUUGAUCGAAAUCCUGUUGUCCGUUCCAUUGUUCUUAAGCUGUUGUUAAAGUACAGUUUUGUUGACAUUAAGGAUCACCUGCAGCGCUAUCUAUCUGACAUUCAAAAAACAAAUAUUCUUGGUGAAGAAGAUGAGACUGAACUCUAUGCACUGUUUCUGAAUUGCUUGGAGGAUUCUAUAUAUGAAAAAUCCCAGUUGUGCACAGUGCAAGAAAAAAUUGCUUAUCUGGCUCAGGAGGGAGAAUUCCUUCAGAUGUACAUUCCACACAAGAGUAAAGAGAUUACAAUAGAAACCUUACAAGUUUUUGCCAGAAUUCGCCUGUGUUUUGACACUGCUUCCCAGCUUCUUUGUGAAUCACAUGACGCAGAUGCUGCGGAUUCAAAAUAUGUACGUGCAAAAGAAGCGUUCCUGCAAAGGAUUAAGACUAUGAUUCUCAGUGGAGGAAAUGAUUGGCUCAGGAUUUACCUUGUGCGAAAGAUGUUCAAUUUAAAGGGAAUCGAGUUUGUCAAAGAGCUUUUAAUGAAUGACCGAUUUUUAUGGGUGUUUCCCAAGGAGAUUAUUCAUGAGAGACAUUAUACUGGACAGAUUGAUCGUUACCUUGCAUGUGGCAAAGAUUAUCAAAUGUUUCGUGAUGCAGUAGCCAGAGCUUUUGUUCAUUGUGACCCUAAAAACAUUGAAGGAGCUCGAAAGGAUUGCAAAUGCUCUUCCAGUGAGCAAGGUGUUCAUUUAACCCUUGCAAUAUUCCGGGAAAUCGCUCUUCUGUACACAUCAAGCAACCCGAGUGACCGUCCAAACAAAGAUCAAUGUGAUACUAUUGAAAAGUACAUAGAGAAUGAAAAUCUUUUCCACUCUGCCAUGUGUAAGAAGUUUGCCAUUCGAUUACUCAAGAAUGAGGUUCCUGGACUUGAGAUCAAUCCAGGGCUGAAUGGGCUGCAGAAGACAAUAAUGGAGAUAAUCAUUCAUGUAGCAGCUGUUGUCUUGUUGUAUAAGGAAAACAGCAUCCUGACUCCACUGCAAUAUCUGUCAUUUCAGCCUGCUGAUAUGGUGAAAGCAUUCCUACCCACAAUGCCAAAAGAUAUGAUCAUGGAAACCAGGAGCUUGGCUGAUUUUCGCUCAUUUACGUGGUAUGAAUGCCCAAAUGGACAUCCUUGUAUCGUAGGAGAGUGUGGUCAACCUAUGGAAAAAGCCUAUUGUCUUGAAUGCAAAGCUGAAAUUGGAGGACUUAAUCACAAGCCAGUUCAUGGAUUUACUCAAGCUCAGAUGUUGGACAGAACACAAACAGGACACGUCUUAGGUGAUCCCAGCAAAAGAGAAGCAAUUGUUGCUCAUGACAGACAGAUGCCCUCUGUGUCAUUUUUACUUCUGCGUCUCAUGACACACGUGGCUAUGUUUUUAGGAACAAUGGAGGAUGCCAAGUCAAUAGAAGAUAUGAUAAAACCACCUGUUCAAAAUCCAAGGGCCUUUCUCUGGUGUCAUAUCGAAAAAGACAUAGAACAGCUCGAGAAAUCACUGGCAAAGAACACUGAUGAAACUGCCACAGUUCUUCACCUCAUUCUCAGACAACUCAUUAAACGAGGACAGUUCCCUCCAUUUAAGCCGACAAACCUCUCCUCCAAAGAGCAAAGGUGUACUUGGGAGAACUUCAUUUCAAAAGAGGUGAUAAUUCCUGCAGUGAAGAAUCUGGACAGGGAGCUUGAGGAUGCUAACAGGCAGAUAAGUCAGGAUGAAAGAAUGUGUUCAGAUCCUCUUGUCAAAAUUGUGUACGAUGAUCCCCAAGCCUGCCUUAAACUACCUAAAGAGAAUGUUUUCCACUGUUCUACAUUAUGGACUUGUAGAAAGAGAAUUUCUGUUGAGUAUUUGAGAAACAUAUUGGAACAUAAGGAAGAGAAAGAUGAUGUACCCAUCCUGCAGAGGUUUCUACAAAAGGAAGCACAGUUAAGGCUGGUGAAGUACCUGCCAGAAUUACUGGCACUUCAGUAUGACUUGAUGAAACUAUUUCAGAAUGCAACAGAGGUACCUAAGCAAUCUACUCAUGAUUUUCUUCAGAACUUCAGCUCUGAAUCAGUAAAGAAUAAAUUUACAUCUCGAAUCUCAUGCUUUAUAUAUGUAUGGAACCAGCUUCGGACAUUUCUUGUUACUAAUGGUGAAAUUAAGAUUCCCGAAGACUAUUGUGCUUUAGAUUUGGACAUGCUAAACUGCCAACUUGAAGUUCUGCUCCCCCGGCGACAAGGUCUUGGCUUAUGCUCUACUGCAUUAGUUAGCUACCUCAUUGCUCUUCAGAAUGAAUUUAUUUAUACGGUGGAGAAGUAUACUACUGAAUCUAAACCUUACUCCAUCAGUCCCCAGGAUGUAUCGGACUUGCAUGUAAUCAGAUAUGAGAUUGGAAAAGACCUAAUUCCUCUCCUUUCAUCCAACUGCCAAUACUCAAUGGAAAAAGGAAGAGAAAUUGUGAUAGAGCAUGACUUCAAGAGAAUUGAACAACAACUGACUAACAGAUUCUUAAAAGGAAAACCACUUAUUAGCCUAAAAGGAAUACCUACGCUGAUUUGCAGACAAGACAGAAAUUAUGAAAUCAUCUUUAAGGAUAUAAAAAGAAGAAUUGCUCAGGAAUCAUUGCCGAUCUCUGUUAUUAAUGCGAUAAGUGUUGAGCUACAGUCAUACAGUGAGGUAUGCGAAGCAUUCACUGCCGUUGAAGUCACUUCAGGAUUUUUGGCCAUGUCAGGCGGGGACCCUGACCUAGAACUGGUUGUCUACUUGAAGGAAGUAUUGCAAAUGGAAGCCCAAACUGCGCCUCAUGUAAUGGAAACACUGAAACGAUGCAACUUGAAGCACAUCCAAGCUCUCUGGCAACUCCUUUCUACAAGAAAAUCAGAAUGUUCACUUCAUUUGAAUAGGGAUCCUUUCUCAGGGAUUGAAGAUCAAUAUAAAACAGACCUCAGUGAGGAACAAAAGAAACAAUUACGUGCCUUCUUCGUCCAAGCAAGUGUAGAUACUUUUAUACUGGAAUUGCAUGAGUUGCUGAUUCUCAGAUGUAAAAAUGUUCAAUCAUCAGACUCUUUCAACCCAUCUUGGAGUUUGAAAAUGUCGCUCAGAUUAUUUAUGGAGCUGAAGGAAGUGGAUCAUCUGCCGGAACUUGAAAACAGUUUCCCAGAAGAAAUUUUGACGUCACAGAGUGUGGAGACCUGGAAAGCAGCUGUAGCUUUCAAACGGAAACAAUUACAGUUUACAAGAUAAAUUUGAAGAGCCAUAAACUUUGUUUCUGAGCAAUAAUAGUUUAAUUCUGCUUAAAAAUAGGACCAUGUGAAAAAGAAAUACUUUCUGAAGAGAUUGUAAGCUAAAUAUUUCUACGUAUCACUGAGGUUAUGAUUUAUGAAGCACUUCCAGAUAUAACAUAUUACCUGAGCAACAUUGAAGACGUUUUUUGAUGUUUACAGAUUACAAAUUAUGUUAAAAAUACAGCCAGUUAUUGCUUAUCUCAGUGUCUUAAUGUGCUAUUGAUCAACUACUAUAAUACAUAGUGAAGUUUUAUUUUGUUCUGCACUGCAUAUACAUUUACAUGAAUAUUAGGUGUUUGAAUAUAUUUUGGUGAAAAUAAUGCAUUGCAGUGCCUUCCUGCCUACCAAAGCAAGCUGCUUAAAAAUGGCUUCUGUAAUGAAAGUAAUUUGAUGUGCUUUUACUUUGUUUACAAAAUUUAUUAAGUUUUUUAAUGUUUGCUUUCAACUUACUUGCUGCAAGGUUCAACUGAACUUGAAUGUAAUCUGAAUUAAAGA